AGGUUGUUAAGUAAUUCUUCCGAAAUUUCAUGAUUUUUGUUACUUACUUCUGAGUGACGCAUUUCUCUCAUGUAAUUUCUUAAAUUAUUUGUGAUCUACAUGUCGUGGCUGAUUUGACGAUAUUCUGGCUGAUGUUGGUGAUUAGAGAGUGACUGGAUAAGAUUUGGUAUUUUAAGAGGCGGUUGGAUGGAAACAUGUUCCUGGCACGCAGUAGAAACUUAAUCCUCUCUCGAGGACUUCUCCAUAAUGGUGGGGCAGUCACAGUGGCAACAAUCUCAACACAAAAGUCAUUUCAUAAAUGCAGAAUCAAUGAGGUAGUUCAAGUACGAGGAUAUCGUGAUUUUGGACAUGGCAACAAUCGCACGGUGUCGAAGAGAUUCUGCUACUGGACGUUAUUUUUGAUAUUUGGAAUGUUCCUGCCCUGGUCGUUUCUGGCAGAAAAAAUGCCACCCUUUGUCCCGAAAGUGGACGCAGCUGAAAAACUAACAGAAGAGAAUCCUGAGGAGGAAAGGGUCGUUGAGACUUCUGAGGAGCCAAAAAAGAAGAAGAAGAAGCAAAAAGUUGGAUUUCGUGAUCGCAAGAUAAUAGAGUACGAAAAUAGGAUGCGAGCGUAUUCAACGCCUGACAAAAUCUUUCGUUAUUUCGCGACAGUCAAAAUAUCGAGUGUGGAGGGUACUGAGGUCUACAUGACACCCGAUGAUUUUUUGAGAGCUAUUACCCCUGGCAUGAAACAACCAGAUGGUCUUGGGCUGGAUAAAUACAAACGAUUCGACCCUAAGGGAAUUCAGGAUAAAUUGGAACUUGAGCUGAAUGAAGACAGCAUUUUCUACAAGCUGGGAAGCGCAGGACUGAUAACUUUCUCUGAUUAUAUUUUUCUUCUCACGGUUUUGUCAACCUCCAGACGUCAUUUUGAAAUAGCUUUUCGAAUGUUUGAUUUCAACGGUGAUGGAGACGUUGAUUCCGAAGAAUUUGGAAAAGUAGCGACUUUAAUUCGUCAACAAACAAGCAUUGGAAAUCGUCAUCGAGAUCAUGGGAACACUGGGAAUACCUUCAAGGGUGUAAAUUCAGCAUUAACGACGUAUUUCUUUGGUCCUGCCAAUAACCAAAAAUUGACGAUAGAGAAAUUUUUAGACUUCCAGGAGCAGUUGCAGAAGGAAAUCUUGAAUUUAGAGUUCGAACGACGCAAUCCUGACUCUGAUGGAAACAUCACAGAGGUUGAUUUCACUGAAUUGCUCUUGGCAUACGCUGGCUAUCCGCAGAAAAAGAAAGCGAAGAUGUUGAAGAGAGUGAGGAAAAGCUUCAAGGAUAAUCCCAAAGGAAUCAAUAAGGAGGAUUACAUGAAGUUCUUCCACUUUCUGAAUAAUAUCACUGAUGUUGACACUGCUCUCACAUUCUAUCAUAUCGCUGGGGCGUCCAUUGACCAGGCAACGCUGAAGCACGUGGCCAAGACGGUUGCUCAUGUCGAUUUAAGCGACCAUGUUAUUCAAGUGGUUUACACCAUUUUUGAUGAAAACAUGGAUGGACAGCUCAGCAAUCGUGAAUUUGUCGCAGUCAUGAAGAAUCGAGUGCUAAGAGGCCUAGAAAAACCGAAAGACACUGGUUUCGUCAAACUCCUACAGUCAAUGGCCAAAUGUGCCAAGAAUAGUUAUACAUUCGACAAGUGAUUACAUAACGAAUAGGCCCAAUUUAUAGAAAAGUCAAAUGUCCAGUGUGAUUAUUUCAUUUAUUUAUCAUUAAUUAAGAUUCACGGGUGUGUCACGUCUGACAGUCAUUCAUCGUGGCUUCGAUGGCUGAAUUUCUCACAAAAAAUUAUUUCUAUCAUAUCAUUUCGUGUGUAAUGGAAGCCACUUAAUAUUGUGUGACAAUCUUUUCAUCACAAACGUCAAUUGUUCAAUUACUAUACUAUUUGCUUGAAUAAACGAUUUAUUUGGAAAAUCAACAA
This is a messenger RNA of Diachasmimorpha longicaudata, 1942 nucleotides long. It is a transcript of the gene MICU1, whose product is annotated as calcium uptake protein 1 homolog, mitochondrial. Gene Ontology annotation, molecular function: calcium ion binding. Gene Ontology annotation, cellular component: uniplex complex. NCBI's taxonomy places the organism in Eukaryota, Metazoa, Arthropoda, Insecta, Hymenoptera, Braconidae. Gene Ontology annotation, biological process: calcium import into the mitochondrion; mitochondrial calcium ion homeostasis. Bases 195 to 1664 code for a protein of 489 amino acids. The transcript has 9 exons. The record is from RefSeq and is a predicted model, not a curated record.